Venustampulla echinocandica is the source of this 1827-nucleotide messenger RNA. RefSeq names its product putative concentrative Na+-nucleoside cotransporter CNT1. Gene Ontology annotation, molecular function: symporter activity; nucleoside transmembrane transporter activity. Gene Ontology annotation, cellular component: membrane. NCBI's taxonomy places the organism in Eukaryota, Fungi, Ascomycota, Leotiomycetes, Helotiales, Pleuroascaceae. Bases 1 to 1827 code for a protein of 608 amino acids. Gene Ontology annotation, biological process: nucleoside transmembrane transport. The record is from RefSeq and is a predicted model, not a curated record. The transcript has 4 exons.
AUGGCAAACCAGUAUGAGCGUGAGCAUGAAAACGGCGUCGCGAAUGACCACACGAUCGUUCCUUCGCCAGCUCCGGCGGAUCUUCCAGCUUACACCAACGAGAAGGACAGCCCAUCACUCUCGUUCAAUGGCAAAGGGAAAGAUAUCGAUUCCACCGAUAGGGAUUUGGGUCUCGAGCCGACAACCUCGACCGAGGAGGGCGAGGAAGGCGAGGGGGGGGGAACAAUACGCCGUUACUAUAACAGAUACGGGAUCUUCGUCCACCUCUUCUGUGGGAUGGUCAUGACUGGGUGGUGGAUCGCCGGCCUUGUGCUUCAUCGCGAUGACAUUGGAUGGCUCAAGCCGUUCCUGCUUUGGCUUGCCAUCACCAUUCGUCUUGUGACAUUUCACAUCUCUACGAAGUAUAUCACCAAGCCAAUUGCCUUUGUCUGGGUUCGGGCCGUCAAGAGACCUUCGGAGAUGAUUCCACAAAAGCUGCGAAUCCCUCUUGCAGCAGCUGGUACAAUCGCCGUAAUUAUAGUCGGCACCUUCGUCAGCGAGGAAACCGCAGACAACACAAGGCCGAACAGGGCAGUCAGUCUCUUUGGACUCCUCGUCUUCAUCGGUGCAUUUUACGUAACUUCGAGAAACCGAAAGGCUGUCAAUUGGCAAACGGUUAUCGUGGGAAUGCUGGCCCAAUUCAUUCUAGCCCUAUUCGUUCUGCGCACUAAAGCUGGUUAUGAUAUCUUCAACUUCAUUGCAGAGCUUGCUACCGACCUGCUUGGAUUUGCUGCCAAAGGAACGCUAUUCCUCACGGGUCAGAAAGCUUUGGAUAGCAAAUGGUUUUUAGUCGGGGUCAUUCCUCCGAUCAUCUUCUUCGUUGCCUUUGUGCAACUUCUAUAUUAUUGGGGUUGGUUGCAAUGGAGUAUCAAAAAGUUCGCCACCAUCUUCUUCUAUACCAUGGGAGUAUCAGGCGCCGAGGCGGUUGUUGCUGCUGCUUCUCCUUUCGUCGGCCAGGGCGAGUCGGCAAUGCUGAUCAAGCCAUUCAUACCUCAUCUCACGGAUGCGGAAUUGCAUCAAAUUAUGACAUCUGGGUUUGCGACAAUUGCAGGCAGUGUUCUUGCUGCUUAUAUUGCUAUGGGUAUCAGCCCAUUGGCACUGGUUUCAUCCUGUGUCAUGAGCAUUCCUGCCUCGCUGGCUAUAUCUAAACUACGCUGGCCCGAAACAGAGGAGUCCCUUACGGCUGGCCAGAUCGUUAUUCCAGCAAGCGAUGAAGAGAGGCCGACCAACUCCUUGCACGCAUUUGCAAAUGGGUCUUGGUUAGGCAUCAAGAUUGCUGGUAUGAUCGUUGCUGGUUUGUUGUGUAUUCUUGCUUUGAUCGGCCUUGUCAACGGUAUCCUCAAUUGGUGGGGUAAUUACUUGAACAUCCCCAGCUUGAGUGUUGAACUCAUCCUUGGAUACCUAUUCUACCCAGUUGCAUUUCUACUCGGUGUGGAGCGGAACGGGGAUCUGCUGAAAGUCGCAAAGUUGAUUGGGACCAAGGUAGUAACCAACGAAUUUGUAGCAUUCAACUCCCUUGCUACAGACAAAGAUUAUGCUGAUCUAUCGGACCGCUCUCGUCUCAUCGCCACGUACGCCGUCUGUGGGUUUGGCAACAUCAGCUCCGUCGGUAUCCAGAUUGGUGUGCUAUCUCAACUUGCCCCUGGCCGCAGCGGCAGAGUUGCUAAAGUUGCUAUGUCUGCCCUUAUAUCCGGCGUCAUUGCUACUUUAACUAGUGCAAGCAUUGCCGGUAUGCUGGUUGCGGACCAGAGUGUCUAUACCAAAGUCACCAUCGCUCCGAGCCCAUAA